ACUAGAAGAAGAAGAAGAAGAAGUGAAAGCACGCAGCGUUUGUCCAGGACUGUAGAGGUAGAAGACAGGAGGAAAGUAUAAUGAACGCAGAUGAGAGAUAUUUAAAUUAAAAUAUCGAUUCAAUUACAAUUGUAUCGAUCUGAUACCAAUACCAGUAUUGGCAUCGAUCGAUAUUUAGAUCGAUCUGCCCACCCCUACUUCGCACUGGGAAAACAUGAAGGAACAUUGUAGCCUAUAUUGUGUGCAUGUUGGUAGUGUUUUUGUGCCACAGCUUGCUUCGACGAUGGCGAAACGUGAUUGGUAAAAGUUUUGUCAGAAUGUUGCAAAUAAUGUCUGAAUUGCAAUUAUUAAAUGUGUCAGCAAAGCCACGAAAAUCUCGGAGGAACUGACAGGAUUCGGGUGCGAAUGUCCAGUAGCAGAAUCGGGCAUGCAUUGUUAUUGGCUAGAUCAGUACUCCCUGAGAAAGGGGGAUACAGUGACUAUAACUGCAAGCAGGAGAGGCUCUUCUUUUUGUGAACUUGUAAUGGAUCGCUGGAAAGGCAGGGUUGCUCUGGUCACUGGAGCUUCGGUGGGAAUCGGAGCCGCAAUCGCGAAGUCUCUUGUCCAGCAUGGCAUGAAGGUGGUCGGCUGUGCCAGAAAUGUGGAGAAUAUAGAGAAACUGGCAGCAGAAUGUGUCAGUAGUAGAUUCAGUGGCACUCUGAUCCCAUAUAAAUGUGAUCUGUCUGUAGAAGACGACAUGUUAUCCAUGUUCUCCUGGAUCAAAGUUCAGCACCAGGGUGUUGAUGUGUGCAUUAAUAAUGCAGGUUUGGCUCUCCCAGAGCCUCUGUUGAGCGGCAAAACCAGUGGCUGGAGGACUAUGAUGGAUGUGCAUGUCAUUGGCCUGUCAGUGUGCACCCGAGAGGCUUACCAGUCCAUGAAAGAAAGAAAAGUUGAUGAUGGUCAUAUCAUAAAUAUUAAUGGUAUGUGUGGACAUCGCGUCCUCCACAACGCUGAUUUACACUUCUACACUGCUACCAAAUAUGCAGUGACGGCUCUCACAGAGGGUCUCCGGCAAGAGUUACGAGAGGCCAAGACCCACAUACGUGCCACAGCUAUAUCUCCUGGCUUAGUGGAGACGGAGUUAACCAACCGGCUCUUUAGUCAAAACCCAGAAAAGGCUGCUGCUACCUAUAAAAGCAUAAAGUGCCUGCAAGCAACUGACGUCGCAAACGCAGUGGUGUUUGUCCUGAGUGCUCCUCCUCAUGUUCAAAUUGGUGACAUUCAGAUGAGGCCUGUGGAGCAGCUGACAUAAACUGAACAGGGAAACAGGAUGAAGCAUCUCUUUAAUAAACAUUGUGAAAGUUUGCAGACAAUAAAAGAUCACAAGAAUGUUGUAAAUAA
Messenger RNA from Carassius gibelio (silver crucian carp), 1380 nucleotides. Its product is annotated as dehydrogenase/reductase SDR family member 11-like. The transcript has 8 exons. NCBI's taxonomy places the organism in Eukaryota, Metazoa, Chordata, Actinopteri, Cypriniformes, Cyprinidae. The record is from RefSeq and is a predicted model, not a curated record. Bases 428 to 1291 code for a protein of 287 amino acids.